Molecule: messenger RNA, 258 nt
Organism: Halteromyces radiatus
Lineage: Eukaryota; Fungi; Mucoromycota; Mucoromycetes; Mucorales; Cunninghamellaceae
Product: putative acyl-coA-binding protein
Exons: 4
Coding region: 1-258 (85 amino acids)
Biological process (GO): fatty acid metabolic process
Molecular function (GO): long-chain fatty acyl-CoA binding
Source: RefSeq, a predicted model, not a curated record
AUGCCUUCCGCUGCCUUUGAAACAGCUGCGAAGGAAGCAAAAGGUUUUACAAAACUUCCUGAUGACGAAAUAUUAUUGCGACUAUAUGGUCUCUACAAGCAAGCAACUUUUGGUGAUAACACUACUGAUAAACCUCUCUUGGAUUUGAAAGGACGAUAUAAAUGGGAAGCUUGGAAAGAACACGAAGGUGUACCUCAAGUUGAAGCCGAAGUCCAAUACAUAGCCCUUGUUGAAGAAUUAAAAUCCAGCUACCAAUAA